Molecule: messenger RNA, 2975 nt
Organism: Dimorphilus gyrociliatus
Lineage: Eukaryota; Metazoa; Annelida; Polychaeta; Dinophilidae
Source: the annotation of a GenBank genome assembly
GUCACUUCCUCUGGUCGCCAUAUUGUAACUGGUUAGGAAUCCAAAGAAACCCGAAAAAAAGCUAUCACAAAGAUGGCAGGUGGAUUGCCUAGACGUAUUAUCAAGGAGACACAGCGUCUAAUGGCUGAACCGGUACCGGGUAUUAAAGCCGUUCCAGACGAAGGAAACGCCCGUUACUUUCACGUUAUUGUAGAAGGCCCUGCAGAAUCUCCUUUUGAAGGAGGAACCUUUAAAUUAGAAUUAUUUCUGCCAGAGGAAUAUCCGAUGAGCGCGCCUAAAGUCCGAUUCAUGACUAAAAUCUAUCAUCCAAACAUAGAUAAGUUAGGAAGAAUUUGUUUAGAUAUUCUAAAAGAUAAAUGGAGUCCGGCGUUGCAAAUUAGAACUGUACUUUUGAGUAUUCAAGCUCUUUUGAGCGCACCAAAUCCUGAUGAUCCACUAGAGAAUGAUGUCGCUGAGCAAUGGAAAGUGAACGAAGCUCAGGCUAUUGCAACCGCAAAACAAUGGACCAAAAUGUAUGCUACGAGGGGGUAAUUUUAAGAAUCCGAUAUGAAAAUUUGCCGCAGCUUAAAGGACGGUAUCGUAUAAACGAUUUUUCACCAGUUUCAUUCACUUGUAUGCUUUACGUAUACCUAUACUAUUAGCUAAUAAAAAUUCAUUUGUUAAAAAAUAUCCAAUGCAUGUUUUACUUUCGUCCUUACGAAAAAAAUUUGUUACAAUUUUAUAAAAUUAUUGUAUGCCAAUGUUUAAUGAGACUUGACAUCAUUCUGGGAAAAACAAGGAUUGAGGUUUUCAUUAGGUACAGAUUAAGUAUCAAAAGUUAAGAUGAUCUAUGUAUGUAAAAAUAAGAACUAUAGACCACUUUAUCCCUAUAAUCUAAAGUCCCAGAUGUGAUGAUUAUGUAUUUGCGAAUUGUUCUCAAAUUUCACUGCAUGGUCAUAGCUAGGAUAUGAAUAGAACAGAGAUUGUCGUUUUUUUGUCCAUCUAACUUUUAAUGACGUAUUUUUGGUUAUAACGAGAACUCUAGAAAUCCGUAUAACCUAAUUUACUGAUUCUAACAAGGUCAAAAAUCAAGGCACUUUUUCGUCGAAAUAAAUUAUAUAAAUCUUUAUGCGAAUAAAUUUGUUGGUUCUAACUCAACCAAUAUUGAUGAAGCAUGUAAUCCUGUACAGUGGGCAUCGAGCAUGUAUUCGAAGAGAUAAACUAUGCUUUUUUCAUUAAAUAAUAAGGUAGUCAAAUAAAGAUACUCAAAUUUUAAAUUACGUAUAUCUUUUAUAAUCAUUGCUUUGUAUCAGCUUCAAUUUAGGAUGAAACCUCAAUCCUCAAACAUACGUAUUUCUUUCGAUUCUCAUUAAACAUAUCUACUUUUGCAUUCUUUACGCAAAAAAAUUUCAAUAUAAAACAAUUUUUUUUUAGGAUUGUACUGCAUUUUUAAUGUCUUACAUUGUAACAACAUGAUUUUCAAUAUAUUGUACACAUUGGCAAACUGCAAAAAAAAAAAAGAAAAAAAUAGAUCACGUUUUAACUGAAGCUAGAAAAAAAAUCUUAAAAAGCUGUUUUUUUUGCAUAAAAUAAACAUUUUGUUAAAUUAAUUUAACUUUUUUCUUCAAUUUUUGAGCAGAAAGGAAAUAACAUAAACUCUAAUUACAUCUAUUGUUUGUUUUUUUUUUCUUUCAUAUUUCACAAUUGUUGAGCUCGAGGUGUGAAUGUUGAAACUUCUUGAUAUACUCUUCCUGUUUCGGGAGAGAAAAGUGGCAUUAUUGUCAAAUUGUAUUUGUAACAAUGGCCUAAUAUAUGAUACAUUAAAAGGAAAAUUUGAAUUCGGAGUAGCUAUUACUAACCUUUCCAUACUGCUAUAUCUUCUGUUGCAUCAUUAUCUACGCUAGAAUCAUAAGUAAAAUCUGCUACAGGUUCAUCAUCAGGAUCGUGAUAUUGUUCAAGAUAAGGAUGUUGCAGAGCCUUUGUUGCAUCCAAUCUUUUAUCUGGAUCAAGGUCAAGCAUUUGUUCCAACAGGUUGAUUGCAUUCGGUGAAGCGCUCUGCAAAGGUUAUAAAAAUCACUUUAUUCAACUGCAUAAUCCAAUAUGCUUAUUUUUAAUCUGUUAUUAUAAACAAGGCUCAGCACUAAUGCAGUUACUUAUUUAUCUUAGUUACGGUAUCAACAUAAAUGAAUUUUAAAUCAUAGCUUUAAAUCUUAUCUAUAAUCUUCUUGCAAUUUUAUCUGUCGUUAGUGCUUAAUCAAAAGGAGAUGUAUAUAUACAUACAUACAUACGAGAAUAAUUGCGACCAAAUUUAGCCUACAUUUACAUUGCAGAUUGACACUUUUUAGAAUACAAUCUUAAUGAUUUUAUAAAUAAAUCAACGAAUUUGCUAACUUAUUCAUUUACUUGCACACUAAGAGAAAGGCUAGGAAAAUUCUUACCGGAAAUAUUUCAGAAAAGUUCUUUCUUGGUCUACAAGCUAAGGACUCUACGUAUCUUCUAGCGUCAUCACUAUUUAUUUUAUUCAAUAAUUCUCUGCUUGGAGUUCCAACUAUGUCCAUUAUUCUGAAAAAAUUAUAAAAAAUAGUGGAAUAAUUGAAAAAUAACUCCGACUAAAAGACUUUAAGAAGGAUUUUAGGGUGUUAAAGCGACAAAUUAAAGGUUAGAGAAAAUUUUUAGGUGGGUUAUAAAUGUUACAAAAGCGAGUUUGUACUUGGUCAACUGAUCGAUGUGAUCCGAACCGGGAAACAAAGGUUUUCCUGACAACAUUUCAGCCAUUAUACAACCAACUGACCAUAUAUCAGCAGUUUGGCCGUAGUGCAUCCAAUUAAGCAUUAUCUCAGGUCCUCUGUACCAUCUUGUUGCGACAUAACCCGUCAUUUCAUCAUCGGUUUGUCGAGCGAGACCAAAAUCAAGAAUUUUCAAUUCACAAUCUUCAUUAACAGCAAUGUUUGACGGUUUCAAAUCUCGAUGUAUAAUGCCCGCCGAAUGAAUAUACU